Sander lucioperca (pikeperch) is the source of this 1180-nucleotide messenger RNA. RefSeq names its product LLP homolog, long-term synaptic facilitation factor (gene llph). NCBI's taxonomy places the organism in Eukaryota, Metazoa, Chordata, Actinopteri, Perciformes, Percidae. The record is from RefSeq and is a predicted model, not a curated record. Gene Ontology annotation, molecular function: RNA binding. Gene Ontology annotation, cellular component: nucleolus. Gene Ontology annotation, biological process: dendrite extension. The transcript has 3 exons. Bases 133 to 513 code for a protein of 126 amino acids.
UGUUUCUUCAAAAACGCGUCAUCGUUUUUUUUUCUCUCCAACUUGUAAACACGUGGAGGCAGCGGAGUGUGUGUUCCUGUCUCUCCACUGAGGAAAUUUAAGCAGCUAAACUAGUUUUCUAUCGUCCUUGAAAUGGCAAAAAGCCUCAGGAGCAAAUGGAAGAGGAAGAUGCGUGCAGAGAAGAGGAAGAAAAAUGCUCCCAAGGAGUUGGCCCGUCUGAAACAAGCUCUGAGUCUAGAUAAGAAAGGAGAAGCUACCAUGACUGACAUCCAGGAGAUUGCCACGGUGGUGCCAGCUGACAAGAUCAAGAAGCAAACGGAUGCGGACAUGGUGGAGGUCGAGGGUGAAGAUGGGAAGAUGGAACUGGACAGCAAGCGCAACAAGAAAACUCAGUUGGAUGAAAAUGGUCAGUACCCUGGGUGGAUGAAUCAACGGCAGGCCAAGAAACUGAAAGGCAAACGGGUGGCAAAGAAAACUGGCCAGGGCAAGAAGAAGAAGGGCAUCGCCUGGUGAACCAGAGGAAACUGAAAUACCUUUGCUUUGCCUUAAAAGACUUUUGACGCAGAAACACAGAAUCAUUUGAUGUAUUCUUUUAUACAUAACUGUGGAAUUUCUGUUUUGAAUCUCAUUCUGUUCAGUGGAUUACAAGAUUCAUGGUUGUGCCACUGUUUGGGAAAUGAACAUUUUCUUCUACAACAGAGUCUGUUUCUUAGAAAGUAAUUCACUGCAGGAAAAUGUUUGUUCUUAUGGAACAGCAGUCCAUCUUCAUGUUAGGACACGUUUUAAGAAAGUAAGACUGGUGCAAAAUAUGUAUGAUUGUCAUAUAUUCUCUACUACAAUUUCAAUCUUUUCAUAAAUAAUUUACAGAUCUGUGGCUUGUUUUGUUUACUAAGGUUGUAUAUAGACUGGGUGAUGUGGUUAAAAUGAUUAGAUUACUGGUUCAGCCUCGUGGCUUAGAGGUGGACACGCUGCCCAUGAAGCACAAAGUCUCGGGUUUGAGUGGGGACGUUAGUUGCAUGUUAUUCCCUUAUUUCUCCCCUCAUUUCGUCUUAUCUCUCUACUGUCAGACUCUCUAAAUGAAUUUGAAAAUAUUUCCAAUAUAGCUGUAUAUUCUAAGAUAUAGAAGGCGUAUGUAAAAUCAUAAAUUCACUUUGUUGUAGAUAAAAUUCUUGUAAAACAA